Messenger RNA from Aspergillus alliaceus, 1455 nucleotides. RefSeq lists its product as uncharacterized. Bases 340 to 1332 code for a protein of 330 amino acids. Gene Ontology annotation, biological process: secondary metabolic process. NCBI's taxonomy places the organism in Eukaryota, Fungi, Ascomycota, Eurotiomycetes, Eurotiales, Aspergillaceae. The record is from RefSeq and is a predicted model, not a curated record. The transcript has 2 exons.
GGCGUGCCGCAGCUGCAUUUGUAUGACACGUAUUGGAAGGGAUGCCGGGGGUACCUUGUGGGGGUUUUGGGUCGUCCUACGAUUGGUUUCUUCUACUGCCUGGAUGGAAAUGUGAUGCCUCAUUUCGGUCAAGGUAGAGGAGCGCCCCGAAAUGUAGUUAGUCAGCUCGGGGUCCAUCGGCGAGCCCAGUUCUAGGGCUGGUUUAGCUCAAGUCGACCGAUAUUCAGUCCCGCCAUUUAUCUAUCAACGAGGAGUGUGUGAUCCCUGUGCACUGGGGUUUUGCGCCUUCUCGCUCCAGAAACAUCUCGACACUCUUACCAAACAUUUCCUCACGCGAUCAUGGCCAACCUCCGUCUUGUCCGCCAGGCUAAUACCGCCGUUCGGGAGCAACGGCCUAACCUCGUGGCAGUGUUUGUUGGAGGAACUAGUGGAAUCGGAGAAGCAACUGCAAAAGAGUUGGUCAAGACAGCACGGUCUCCUACAAUCUACAUCAUAGGUCGUAAUCAGGAGGCCGGCUCCAGUAUUCUGGCUGAUUGCAGGGCUCUGAACCCCCAUGGUUCAUAUGAAUUCAUCAUGUCAGACGUGUCCCUUCUCCGUGAAGUCGAUGCAGCUUGUCGAGAAAUCCAGCGAAAGGAACCUGUCGUGGAUUUGCUCUUCAUGACUCCAGGCCACCUCGCGACCGGAAAAAGUGAUACGCCCGAAGGACUGGACAAUAACCAUGUACUCCGAUACUAUGCCCGCAUGCGGUUUAUUUAUAAUCUUUUACCUCAACUACAAGCUGCUGAGCUUCCUGCCCGUGUGCUCACUGUCCUUGCUGCUGGGAAGGAAGGUCAAAUCGAUGAAGAUAAUUUUGAUCUUCAAUCAAACUGGUCCUUUACUACUGCUGCUAGCUACGCAGCAACGAUGAAUUCUUUGGCAAUGGAGUACCUGGCUUUGCGGUAUACGUCCAUUAGUUUUAUCCAUGUGUUCCCGGGGCUGGUGCGGACAUCGCUGAUGAAGUCGAGCUUUGGUAGUCUGGUUGGUUUCGCGAUUGGCCUUGUUACCAGACCACUGUCAGUGUCGGCACAGGAAAGCGGAGAGCGCAACGUCUUUCUUGCCACAUCAAUGGCAUAUCCGCCGAUGGCGUAUGCGGGAGAUGCUAGGAAAGACGGACUUGAUGUUGCCAUCGCGUCUACGGGGCGGGCUGGUGGGGGCUCCUAUCUAGUUAAUUUCGAUGGGACCGAUGCGACAAAUCAGACCCUAAUGGCAGAUUAUCGCCAGAGGGACUAUCCUAAGAAGCUAUGGGAACAUACCCUACACGUUUUUCAAAGGGUUAUUGGAUCAGAAUCUUAGGCUGCUUGUUUUAUGACCUAAACUGCGAUGGCCGCGGUGGAUCUGGAAGCUCUGAUGUUGAUACUUCAUGAUUAGUAAUGAAAUUGGAAAAUCAUAACUAUAAGGAGAUGCACUUUUCGUAAC